Messenger RNA from Zea mays, 837 nucleotides. Its product is annotated as extensin-like. The transcript has a single exon. The record is from RefSeq and is marked validated. Bases 205 to 615 code for a protein of 136 amino acids. Lineage: Eukaryota; Viridiplantae; Streptophyta; Magnoliopsida; Poales; Poaceae.
AAUAUUCUUGCAAACAAAGGGAGUAGAUAGGUCGCACUCGCGUCAUAAGAGAGAGCGUCAGAGCGCCUGCGAGGCCCAGCCUCCCACUCACCAUACGCCUCCUCUCGAUCUUACCUUCGCACACACCUUUCUCGAUCGUACGCAGUGUGUGUAAGCCUAGUUCUCCUACCUAGGCAGCCAGCUCAGCUCGCCGCCCGGCCGGUGAUGGGAGGACGAAGGUCAUCAUCAGUGGCUCCAGCGGCCGUCCUCGCGCUGGCGGCGGUGACCAUCGCCAUCGCGGCCGCUGCGGCGGCCGAGGGGGAGGUGAAGUGCGGCGGGUGCUCCCCGUGCGGCGGCGCCGACUGCCCGGUGCUGUACCCGUCGCCGCCGCCGCCCGCGCUGCCUCCCCCGCCGCCGUACUACUACUACAGCCCUCCGCCGCCGGCCACCACCUACCCCGGGGACUCGUCGUACUGCCCGCCGCCGCCCGGCGCGUACAUCCAGAUCGGGAGCACGCCGCCGGGGAAGGGCCCGCUGUACCCGCAGGACCCGGGGUUCAUGCCGUCCGGCGCGCCGGCCCGCGCCGCGCCGCUCGCGCUCGCGGUCGCGCUCGCCGCGUUGGCCUUCUUCUUGUGAUCUCUGCAUGUGACAACUGGACGGCGAGCUUCCUCGGUGUAGUAAGUAGCGCGCGCGACGGCCCGAGGGAGGAGUCGACACAUCGUGCCGCCGGCGUUCCACGGGUUCAUUCAUUUCCCAGUGUACUUAUGCAUAUGCUCCUUCUGUGACAAUAAUUUUCACGUACUGGCCAUCUAUGGGCUACACGGUAGUUCUUUCUUGUAAUGUAUGAAAGUUUUCUUU